Postia placenta MAD-698-R-SB12 is the source of this 345-nucleotide messenger RNA. RefSeq lists its product as hypothetical. Gene Ontology annotation, cellular component: mediator complex. Gene Ontology annotation, biological process: regulation of transcription by RNA polymerase II. The record is from RefSeq and is a predicted model, not a curated record. Gene Ontology annotation, molecular function: transcription coregulator activity. The transcript has 3 exons. Bases 1 to 345 code for a protein of 114 amino acids. Lineage: Eukaryota; Fungi; Basidiomycota; Agaricomycetes; Polyporales; Adustoporiaceae.
AUGACUGCUAUCUACGAAUCUCUUCUCCUCAAGCUGGUGACUGUGCUGGAAUUGACCCAGCAAUCCGAGAGUACACCCACCACACAGACCAGGCAGGCACUUGUCCAAGCAACAACUGAUUUCCGGGAAAGUCUCAAACAAGCUAAAGAACUCGCUAGCACGCUUCCAGGCGGGGAGCUUUCUGUAGACGAGCAAGAGGACGUUAUCGAAAUGUUAUUCAGGCUACGAGAUCGCAAACAGCAACAGCUGGCGGAAUUUGCUGCCAAUGUUCAAUCCAUGUUUGCGGCCACUGCUGCCGAAGGCGUCAUGAUGGACGUCGACUCAACCGCUUCUACUCCCUCUUGA